AUGGAAAAAGCGUUUCGUAGUUGCCAAUGCGUGAGCUAUUGCGAGGAAAUGAAUGCUAAGCAUCGCAAGACAAUGGAAGAUACUAUUCGAAUCGUUGACGGAUAUCUACAAAAUCCACAAAAUGGGUACUUUGCUAUCCACGACGGACACGGGGGUCGUGCCGUGUCGACGUAUUUACAACGAGUGCUGCAUGAGAACAAUGCGACAGAAUUGCAAUUAGCUGACGAUGAUAGCACUGUGGAGCAGUGUAUUGAACGUGGCUACUUGAUGUCAGACAUGGAGUGCUGUCAGGGGUCGGUAGGUUCCACGGCAGUGACGGCACUGCUUUUAGAGGAAAAGGGCGUCAAGACCCUCUAUGUUGCCAAUGUUGGUGAUAGUCGUGCUGUGAUGAGCUACAAAGGAAAAGCGAUUCGGCUUUCAAAAGAUCACAAGGCUAGUGAGCACAAUGAGAUAGAGCGGGUCAUUCAACGCGGUGGCUUUGUCAUUCAACAUCGAGUGUCUGGAUUGCUGGCAGUCUCCCGGAGCUUCGGGGACCGGGAUCUCAAACAGUUUGUCGUCGCACGGCCGUACACCAGCGCGACACGAAUAGUACCUGCGACCGACUAUUCGUUCUUCGUGUUGGGAUGCGACGGUGUGUGGGAUGUUCUUAGUGACCAAGAGGCUGUGGACAUGGUGGGAUCUCUACCCAUUGCCCAGCAUUACCAAGCUGCGCAAAUUCUUGUUCAUGAGGCGCUAUCAAGGGGUAGUGACGACAACGUUACAGCCAUCGUGGUCUUUCUUUAG
Messenger RNA from Peronospora farinosa, 783 nucleotides. NCBI's taxonomy places the organism in Eukaryota, Oomycota, Peronosporomycetes, Peronosporales, Peronosporaceae. The record is from the annotation of a GenBank genome assembly.